Molecule: messenger RNA, 732 nt
Organism: Arachis duranensis
Lineage: Eukaryota; Viridiplantae; Streptophyta; Magnoliopsida; Fabales; Fabaceae
Product: protein FAR1-RELATED SEQUENCE 5-like
Exons: 5
Coding region: 1-732 (243 amino acids)
Source: RefSeq, a predicted model, not a curated record
AUGUGUAAGAACGGCCAAAAUAAUAAUAAUAAUAAUAAUCUGCGGAUAUCCAUGGAAAUUACCUCUCUGAAAUCGUUUUUGAAGAUAAUAGAUGAUUCAACUUCAGAUUGUCAGCUGAACCAGAGAAAAGUGGAUUUUGAAACUGAAUCAAAUGAAGUUCCUGAGACCUUCUGUGGUGUUAAUGACCAGUUUGUCCCCAAGGUUGGGAUGACUUUUAACACCCUUGAAGAUGCUACAAAAUUCUACAAGGGUUAUUCGAAGGUUGCAGAUCAAGUACAGAUGCUCAAACAGCACAGGAAACUAAACAUGUCCGUGCGUUGUACAAUAGAGAAUAACAAGGAAGCCGGUAUCAGACCUAGAAAAACUUACCAAUCGUUUGUUGCAGCAGACGAGGGUCACCGCGAGUUAAAUUUUAUUGAAAAAGACGUGAGGAAUUACAUCACUAGAGAAGUGCGGAAUGUUUUGAAACAAGAGGAUGCAAAAGAAUAUGGGAAAUGCUUAUUAAGAAUGAAAGAGAAGAAUCUGAAUUUCUUUUUCGAGCUCGAACUCGAGGACGAUCAGUCCAUUAAGCUUGCUUUUUGGGCGGAUGCAAGGAGCAGAGCUGCCUGUGAGUAUUUUGGAGAUGUUAUUUCAUUUGACACCACCUACAAUACAAACAGGUAUAAUCUGUUUUGUGGUUCUUUUGUCGGGAUGAAUCACCACAUCAGUCAACACUUCUUGGAUGCGCUUUGA